AUGCGGAAUCGGCAAAUCCGGUUGCAAAAAACACAGUCGAAAGCUUCCUUAAGCGGUAUUGGCGAGAUACGGUUUUCUUUCAGCGUUAUCUUCUCAAGGGUAAUGUUUCCAAAGGAAGUAACAAUCCUAUGGAUCAUGUCUUUCUAUGUCACCCAGUUCGAG
Loa loa (African eye worm) is the source of this 162-nucleotide messenger RNA. RefSeq lists its product as hypothetical. The record is from RefSeq and is a predicted model, not a curated record. The transcript has a single exon. The annotation marks the transcript as partial. NCBI's taxonomy places the organism in Eukaryota, Metazoa, Nematoda, Chromadorea, Rhabditida, Onchocercidae.